Molecule: messenger RNA, 1686 nt
Organism: Neolamprologus brichardi
Lineage: Eukaryota; Metazoa; Chordata; Actinopteri; Cichliformes; Cichlidae
Source: RefSeq, a predicted model, not a curated record
CACUUAGAGAUCCGCGGCGCACUCACACCAGGAUGGGGGUUCAGGGUCUGACCACCUUCUUAGACAACCGCCAGAAGAUUUACCGGGACGUCCAGUUCGGCAGGAGCCGGCUGGUGAUCGAUGGAUGCAACCUGAACUACCUGCUGUACUUUGACUCAGGUCUGGACCAGAAUCACGGCGGGGAGUAUGCUGCCUAUGAAAGCCUGAUUGAGAGGUUCAUCACAGCCCUCAGAACCUGCGAGGUCGAUCCCUACAUAGUGCUGGACGGAGGCUCGGACCCCACCGACAAGAAGCUCGAAACUGUGACACAAAGGGCAGAGCAGCGGAUCGAAAGUGCCCAUCGAGCAGCAAAGGACGGGGGGAAGGAAAACAUCCUGCCAAUCAUGACCAAGUGGGUGUUCAGACAGACGCUGACCCGGCUGAAGGUCCCGGUUGCCCAGUGCUUUGGCGAGGCCGACCGGGAGAUAGCCGCCCUAGCUGAUAAGUGGCAGUGCCCAGUGCUUUCCAACGACAGCGACUUCUACAUCUUCAACCUCUCAGCAGGAUUGUUGCCCAUCUCUUACUUCCAGUGGCAGGAUGUAAAGGGGAAUGGCUCAAAGAGCUACAUCCCUUGUAAGAGGUACUAUACCUCCAGCUUCUGCAUCUACUUCCAAAUCCAGCCCCAGCUCCUGCCCACCUUCGCUGCCCUGGCUGGGAAUGACUACGUGAAGCUGCCGAAGUAUAUCUGGCGUCAGUUUGCCCCAGACGCCAGUAGGCCUCAGAGCCACCUGGAGGGCCUGCUUUGCUGGAUGAAGGACUUUGAGCAGCCAGAGGACGCCUUGAAGGCAGCAGUGGAGCUGAUGGGAAAGAGCCAGAACAAGGAGAAGAUGCUGCAGAGUUUGUCUGUGGGGAUGGAGGAAUACAAACUACCUCGCAGCUCGCUGGUGGAGUUCUUCGUCCGUGGGGAUGUUCAUCCGUUCCUAGAUGAGGAGCUCAUUGGUCGCAUCCCAGAUUGGAUGCAGCUGCGUGUGAUGCAGGCCCGGCUACCCGGGGACACCCUGGACGUACUGCUGCUGCACAAGCUGAGCCUCAGCACCCCCGUGGACCACAAAGACCUGCCCAGUGUCAACUUGACCUCCAGACCUCUCCGCCAGGUGAUGUAUGGGCUGCUGCUGGGCAAAGAGACGUCAUAUAAGGUGGAGGAGAGAGACAGAGAGGAGCUCCAGCUGAAAUUCAUCCGAAUCAAACCAACCUUCAGUCGAGUGGCUCAGCGGCUCCAGCUGAACUCACUGCACGAGGCGCAGCUCUCUGAACGUCUGGAGGUCUUACUCGAGGCUCUCGGGGUGAAAGAGGAACUUCUGAACGAGCUGCCGCCUCAGCUGCGCCUCCUAGUGGCUGUGACCUGUUACUGGUGGAGCAGAGCUCGGCCUCGUCCGGACCUGAAGCUGCUGAAGUCGCUGCUGCUGGGAAUGAACCUCAAAGACACAUCGCGACUCAGCGCAGUUGUGCAGGCUCGCUGUCAUCAGAAGCCUGAUGUGGGCGUGGCUCACGCCUUCAGCCAGUGGCAGGUGUGCCUGAAGGACAGCAUGCACCUGAACCAGCUGCUGGGCCUCCCUCUGCCUGAACCAGACGUCGCACGGUGAGACGUUCUCUCAAAGCGCUUGUUCACGAGGUCGUUUGUAGGCGUGUUUUUAUUAUGGCGUGCUG